AUGGCUAAGUAUAAGUUAGAGGUGACAACGGGGAAUAUGAAAAACGGAGGAACAUGGGACCGAAUCUACAUCACUUUAACUGGAUCUAAAGGGCCGAGUGAGCGAACGGAGCUCAACAACUUUGGCAUCAACUUUAAUACUGGAGCGACUGAGACCUACAUGAUAACAACCAAAUUGUCUCUGGGACGACUUCUGUUGCUCAAAGUUGAAAAAAAUCCUAAUGUCAUCCUCCCAGAAAACAUGUGGUUCUGUUCUAAAAUAGUGGUGACGACUCCAGAGGGAGACGUCAUCCUUUUCCCCUGUUACCGAUGGAUGAGCAACGGAGAGGUGGUGGAGCUCAGAGGAGGGAGAGCCAUGAAGGCUCAUGAGGACAACCAUCCCCUUUUGAAUGAACAUAGGAAGAAUGAAAUGAUGCUUAGGAAGAACAUAUAUGGAUUUGAAAACAUUGUAGAUGGAAUUCCACAUUUAACUACUUUUAAAGACAUCAGUGAUCUACCGGUGAACAUCCGUAUGUCUCAGUCUAAAGAAAGCGAAAUGAUGUCCGUACAGAUAUGGAUGAUUCUUGAAUUCUUACUUAAGGGGAUGUUUGGAUCGACUAAAAAAUGGGAAAACAUCGACGACAUCAAAAACAUAUUCUGGCGCAAAACCUCCGAAAUAUCAGAGUAUGUCACAGAUCACUGGAAGGAAGAUGAGUUUUAUGGAUUCCAGUUUCUGAACGGAGCUAAUCCUAACGUAAUCGUACGCUGCUCAGAGCUUCCUCCAAACUUCGCAGUAACAGAGGAGAUGGUGCAGCCAUUCCUUGAGGAGGGAACGACUCUGCAGAAGGAAAUGGAGAAAGGCAACAUAUUUCUGUGUGACCAGACGAUCAUGGAUGGAGUACCAACCAGAGUCAUUGAUGGUAAACCUAUGCAGGUGUCGUCUGGUUUCUGUUUGCUUUACAUGACACCGGAAAGCAAACUGAUGCCGAUCGCAAUACAGCUGGGUCAACUGCCCUCUGAGACCAACCCCAUUUUUCUACCCAGUGAUUCAGAGACGGACUGGCUGUUGGCAAAGAUGUUCAUCAGAAAUGCUGAUUUUAAUCAACUUCAGGCCAUCCACCAUCUAAAGAACUCCCAUUAUUUGGCAGAGGUCUAUAAUAUCUCCACUCUGCGUAACCUCCCUGAAAUUCAUCCCCUGUACAAGCUUCUCAUCCCACAUUUUCGUCACAAUAUCCCUUCAAACAUCAACGGACGCAACCUUCUCCUUGCACCUACAGGACCUCUGGGCCUCAGUUCACUUGGACCUGAUGGGCUGAUGGAGAUCAUGCGAAGGGCUCAUCCUGGUACCACUUACACCACCCUCUGUCUACCAGACAACAUCGCUGCCAGAGGACUGGAGUCUGUCCCCAACUUCUACUACAGAGACGACGGACUGAAGCUGUGGGACGUCAUCCACAGUUUUGUCAAGGCUAUGAUGGAGUACUACUACCCAUCAGAUGAAGAGGUGUGUAAAGACUCUGAGCUGCAGGCGUGGAUCAGUGAAAUAUUCACUCAUGGAUUCUUGGGCAACAAAGAAUCAGGGAUUCCCGAAAACUUUAGCACCGUUGAGGAGCUGAUCAAGUUCAUCACCAUGGUUAUCUUCAACUCAUCUGGUCAACAUGCUACAACAAACCAUUCACAGUUCGACUACCUGUCCUGGUUGCCUAAUGGUCCUCUGCUCCUGGUCCAACCUCCUCCAACCACUAAGGGCCGAUCCAGCAUGAAGACAGUCUUGGAAACCCUCCCACCUAUUGGAGACUCACUUUGGUUUUCAGCAAUGGUGGCGACAAUCACAAACAAGUACACUGACUUUGUUCCAUUGGGUUCAUACCCCGAUGAGCAAUUUGAUGAGCUGGUUCCCAAGCAGAUAAUUAAAGGAUUUCAAGUGGAGCUGAAACAUCUCAGUGAAACUAUCGAUGCGAGAAACUCACAGCUUGAAGUUCCUUACAAUUAUUUCAACCCCAGUCAGAUCGAGAACAGUAUAAAUGUGUAA
Molecule: messenger RNA, 2010 nt
Organism: Sphaeramia orbicularis (orbiculate cardinalfish)
Lineage: Eukaryota; Metazoa; Chordata; Actinopteri; Kurtiformes; Apogonidae
Product: hydroperoxide isomerase ALOXE3-like
Exons: 14
Coding region: 1-2010 (669 amino acids)
Biological process (GO): lipid oxidation
Molecular function (GO): iron ion binding; oxidoreductase activity, acting on single donors with incorporation of molecular oxygen, incorporation of two atoms of oxygen; protein binding
Source: RefSeq, a predicted model, not a curated record